This is a messenger RNA of Rattus norvegicus (Norway rat), 10079 nucleotides long. The record is from RefSeq and is a predicted model, not a curated record. NCBI's taxonomy places the organism in Eukaryota, Metazoa, Chordata, Mammalia, Rodentia, Muridae.
UAACGAGGACAAACCUACGGGUGGCAAUGAGGGGUCAAUUCACCACAGGCGUUGGGUCAGGGGUGGAGGAGUCGGAAGUGAUUGGGAUUUGGGGGUGGAGAUUCGCUCACACACUGGAGCUGAGCCUUGAGCGGCCAUAUCUGCCGCCGCCGCAGCUGUGAAUGCAGCAUCUGCGCUUAGCUGCCUUCGCGCUGCUAAGGUUCGCGUCGCUCGCCCGUGGUCCGUGGCCGUUCCUGCCUUACUACCACCGGUAGAACCCUCUCCUUCUGACCUGCCUACCUCGCUCCUUCUCCGCCGCACCCCGGCUGCUCACACCAUGGAUCUCGGCAGCAGCAGCGACUCGGCUCCCGACUGCUGGGAUCAGGUGGACAUGGAAGCCCCGGGUUCGGCUCCGAGCGGGGAUGAAAUCGCCCCCGCAGCCACGGCAGCGGCUGAGGCCGCGGAAGCCGAGGCCCAGCGCAGGCAUCUCAGCUUGGCCUUCAGCAGUCAGCUCAACAUCAACGCCAAACCUUUCGUGCCUAGCGUAAGCGCAGCGGAGUUCGUGCCGUCCUUCCUGCCCGGAUCGGCCCAGCUGCCCGCCCCCACAGCCUCCAGCUGCGACGAAACCUGCAUCGGUGGCGCCGCGGAGCCUCAAGGUAAAAGGAUGGAAUGGGGAGCACCUGUGGAACCUUCCAAAGAUGGACCUUUAGUGUCGUGGGAGGGUUCCAAUUCAGCUGUUACCAUGGAACUUUCAGAACCUGUUGUAGAAAAUGGAGAGGUGGAGAUGGCCCUGGAAGAAUCGUGGGAGCUUAAAGAAGUAAGUGAAGCAGCGCCUGAGGGUUCUUUGGGAGAUGUAGGGCCCCCAGAAGAGAGUGGCAAGGAAGUGAUGGAGGAGAAAGAGGAAAUAAGGAAAUCAAAAUCUGUGGUCAGACCAUCAGGUGCUCCUAAGAAAGAACACGUAAAUGUGGUGUUCAUUGGGCAUGUAGAUGCCGGCAAGUCAACCAUUGGAGGACAGAUAAUGUUUUUGACAGGAAUGGUUGACAGAAGGACACUUGAGAAAUACGAACGAGAAGCUAAGGAGAAGAAUAGAGAGACCUGGUACUUGUCCUGGGCCUUAGAUACAAACCAGGAAGAACGAGACAAGGGUAAAACAGUGGAAGUGGGCCGUGCAUAUUUUGAAACAGAAAAGAAACAUUUCACAAUCUUAGAUGCCCCUGGCCACAAGAGUUUUGUCCCAAAUAUGAUUGGUGGUGCUUCUCAAGCUGAUUUAGCCGUGCUGGUCAUCUCUGCCAGGAAAGGAGAAUUUGAAACUGGGUUUGAAAAAGGUGGACAGACAAGAGAGCAUGCAAUGUUGGCCAAAACAGCAGGGGUGAAAUACUUAAUAGUGCUGAUUAAUAAGAUGGAUGAUCCCACAGUAGAUUGGAGCAGUGAGCGAUACGAAGAAUGUAAAGAGAAACUGGUGCCCUUUUUGAAAAAAGUUGGAUUCAGUCCAAAAAAGGACAUUCACUUUAUGCCCUGCUCAGGACUGACUGGAGCAAAUAUUAAAGAGCAAUCCGAUUUCUGUCCCUGGUACACUGGGUUACCAUUUAUUCCAUAUUUGGAUAGUUUGCCAAACUUCAACAGAUCAAUUGAUGGGCCAAUUAGGUUGCCCAUUGUGGAUAAGUACAAGGAUAUGGGCACUGUGGUCCUGGGAAAGCUGGAAUCAGGGUCCAUUUUUAAAGGCCAGCAGCUUGUAAUGAUGCCGAACAAGCACAGUGUGGAAGUUCUAGGAAUAGUUUCCGAUGAUGCUGAGACUGAUUUUGUAGCUCCAGGUGAAAACCUCAAAAUCAGACUGAAAGGAAUCGAAGAAGAAGAGAUUCUUCCGGGCUUCAUACUUUGUGAACCCAAUAAUCUCUGCCAUUCUGGACGCACAUUUGAUGUUCAGAUAGUGAUCAUUGAGCACAAGUCUAUCAUCUGCCCAGGUUACAAUGCGGUGCUUCACAUUCAUACGUGUAUAGAGGAGGUCGAGAUAACAGCCUUGAUCUCCUUGGUAGACAAAAAGUCAGGAGAAAAAAGCAAGACACGGCCCCGCUUUGUGAAGCAAGAUCAAGUGUGCAUUGCCCGGUUAAGGACAGCAGGAACUAUCUGCCUGGAGACGUUUAAAGAUUUUCCUCAGAUGGGUCGUUUUACUUUAAGAGAUGAGGGAAAGACCAUCGCGAUUGGAAAAGUUCUGAAGCUGGUCCCAGAGAAGGACUAAGCAAUCCCAUUUGAUGCCUCUGCACAUCGUAAUGUGCGAAAGAAAGAUUGUCUGCAAUCUACUGCCCAUUCACAGAACUGUGCCCAUGUUUUGCAGAGAAAUUUCACAGCGAAAAUCCACGUUUUGUCAGCUUUCUCAUGUUGAGAUCUCAGUCGUGUCACUCCUGAAUGCAUACUCCAGUUUCCUCCCUCUAUACCACUCUGCUUCCUUGGACAAAUCAGUAAUAGCUUUGUGCUCUCUCUGCUUCCUGCUUGCAGUUGAGGAUGUGAGCUCUCAGCUUCCUGUUCCAGUUGCCAUGCCUGCUAUUUGCUGCCAUGCUUCCCUGCCGUGAUGAUCGGUUAUCUCUCUGGAACCGUGAGCCUAAAUAAGCCCUUCAUUCUGUAAGUUGCUUCUGGUCAUGGUGUUUUAUCACAGCAACAGAAAAGUAACUGAUGAAGUUGGAAACCAGAGAGUAGUAGUGGAGAGUAGGCUGUUGCUAUGUAAACCAUGACCAUAUUUUUAGAGGAAUAUGGAAGACUGAAACUUUGGUUUAGAAAAGUGUUUGGAAGUUUUAAGCAGACUUUAGCAGGAGCAUGGAAAACUAGUGCAGAGAGUAAUUCAGAACGUAGCUGUCUGGCUCACAAGGUUUCAGAAGGGAACAACAUUAGCAAUUGGACUAGAGCCCAUUUCUGUGCUAUUUUGGCAAAGAAACUGGGUGUCUUCUGCCCUUUUCCUAAGAAUUCACCUAAGGCUAAAUUUUAAAAAGUAGAGCGGAAGUUCUAUCCAGGAAACUGUUGCAUGUGUCUAGACAUUGACCUCCUUCUGACAUGUUUUCCUUAAGCAGUUUCAGAUCUUCCAUUAAGACACUGGAUCCAUUUAUGUUGACUCUGCUACAGAGAGAAGGCAUCAUGCUUCGUUCUACAUCAUGUGAGUUGAUACCGUGUUUUCCUGCCAUCUUUUUAAGGGUCAGUUGGUUAUAGAUACAUAGUUAUUUCUAUAUGACACUGCUCUGUGUUUUUAUAUGCCAAUACCAUGCUUUAUAGUUACUUCUAUUUUGAAUAUGCAAUGCAUACUUCCAAACUUUGUUCUUUUUUUUCCCCUCAAGAUUACUCGGCUAUUCUGGAACAUUUACAUCUUUCUAGUUCUGUGGACAAUGCCACUAGCAUUUUGACAGGAAUUGCCUUAAAUCUAUAAAUUAUUUUGGAUAAUAUGAAUAUUUUAACAAUAAUUUUUCUAGUUCAUGAAAACUGUGGAUUAAUUUCUUUAGCAGACGAAAUUACAGUGCUGCAUAAUGCUGUGUUUGUGGCAGGAUUAUUGAUAAUGCUUUUGCAAGUCUAUGUAAAGAAAAUGGGAAAAAAGAAAUGUAACAUGUACAGUUUGGAGAGAUGAAGAUUGCGAUUGUUAAGAAGGAGGUUAACACCAUUAAGGAGAGGCCUGCUCUGCACUUGAAUAAAUGGAGAGCAAGACUCCACCCAGCUAAGCUUAUGAUUCUUCACUGUUCACAGAGAGCCAAUGAGGCUAAGCAGUGUGUGUCAAGGUCAUCCCUGCAUGAAGGCCCUGAGAGGCCAUUGCAUCAAGUUGUGAAAAUGAAGCCUGACCCCCAAGUUGUUAGUGAUGUCAGAGUUGUUAGAUUAUCUGCCAAGGAGAGCCGCAUAAAUGAAGUAAAUCCAGACUAGUUAGAGUUAUGUUUCAGGUAGCAAACCUGAAAGGGCAGAGCCAUCUAGGUCCUUUGACAUGGGACAUAGAGCUACAGGAUUUAGUGUUUGCCAUUCUGGGUUGCCUUCCUUUGACCAAUUUUUCCUUUCUAUGUCCCAUUUCGUCCAUUUUGGAAUGUUAUCAUUUGCCAUUGUAUGUUGGAAAUAUGCAAUUUGCUUUCUUUUUAAUUUACACGGAGCUACAAUUUACAGAUUGCCCUGAAUCUUCAGAAGAGACUUUGGAUGUUGGAAUUUUGAGCAGUGUUGAAGCCAUUAAAGACUGGGGACAUGUUUAUGCUUGACUGGAUUCAGUUAGAAUUAUGAUAUGACCAUGGGCCUGUGGAGGCCAUGGAGUGGAAUGUGUUGGCACGAAUAAAAAUAUCACUCAUGUAUUGGAACACUUGAUUCCCCAGUUGGUGGUGCUGUUUUGGGAUGAUUAGGAGGUGGCCUUUCUGGAGGAAAUGUGCCACUGGGAGCUGGUGUUGGGUGUAUCACCUACUGUCAAGUUUACUCUCUCUGCUUCAUAUUUGUAGUAGCGUAUGUGAGCUCUCAGCUUCUGGAUCCAGUAGCCCUGCUUGCCUCUUGCUGCUGUGCUUCCCUGUCAUGAUUUCAUGAUGGACUUUCAUCCCUCUGGAACCAUGAGCCAAAAUAAAUCCAUUUGUUUCUGUAAGUUAUGUUGGUCAUAAUUUUUAUCACCACAACAUAUAAAUAACUGAUAUAUUCUUUAAGAGCUUUAUCUCAAUAUUCUGUCAAUUAAGAUUAUGUAUGAUUUUCCCAUGAUUUAUUGCUUGCUAAAUAUACAACACACUCUGCAUUUCAGGAUUUGUUAGUAUCUACCCAUUGGCUUUAGCAACUUUAUAAAAUAUUUUUAUUCUCUGGAAAUUUCAUAAGUAUGUAGAAUAUAUUUUGAUCAUAUUUAUCCGACCCCACCUCCCACCAAAUCCCCUAAUGCCGUCCUCCCCUUCUCCCUCCCAAAUUCUUCUAGCAACUUCCAACCCGCUUCUCUGGAUUUUAUGGGAAUCUGAGGAAAUGUUACAUGAAGAAAGGGGCAAACCUAUAUUCCACUGCAGCAAAGACUAGGAAGGUUAGCAGAGGAAACCUUUUAGCUGGAGACCAGCACACUGCAUUUCUCGCAGAAACAUUUUUCUUUGACACCUAGGAACAGUUUUCCCAGUGCUUUCCUUAACUGCUAAAGUCACUGUUCCUAUUCUCAAAAGAUACAUCUCUCAAGUAAACCCUCUUUUCAAAGUAUCCUGAUUAUGCUUCGCUACAGUGUAAUGCAUUAUAAUAAGAAUCCCAGAUUUUUUUGUUUCUUUAAAAGACACAAAAAUUAGAAGAAUAUGGGUUUUUUUUUUGUCUUAAUCCCAGGUGUGGGAUAUGGGGCUGUUUCAGAGUGUCCACAGCAGCUGACUAUGAUUUGCUUCGUGCUCUGGCAGGGGCAUGAUUUUCCCAGCUGCAUGCUUUCUGCAAUGGUAUGAUAUUUGGAAUUCUGUGGACUUUUUAGCUGGUAUAAAACUGUUAGAGCCCCAAUAGGUGUGUUGUUGGGAGGUGGUUGUUCGGUUGUUGUUGGUUAUUGUUGGUCGUGGUUUGUUAAGUAGCUGUGUACAAAGAAGAAACAAGAAGUUAGAUAUCCUGAUGGUAAAGGUCAAACUUGCCCAGAGGAACUUGAUGCUCCUAAUCAGCAGGAAGUCUAACAAUAAUGCCAUCCUUUUUGACCCCUGAUUUUAUUCAGGGAUCUCUUUCCUUUCCUCUGUAUCCUUUUUUGUCUCUUAUCGAGUGUUAGGGGGUUGAAAGGGUGAGAGAAAGAACCCACAAAGUAAUCAAAGUCCAGCUACAAAAAUCUUUUCUUGUUAAAGUUUACAUAUAAACACUUGACAGUACAAAUAACACAUAUUUUACUUUUAAUUGAACUAUAAAAUAGUGGGGAUGAUUAGCUUUCAUGUCAUAUCCAUGAAAAAGAAACUAACAACCACAGACUCAAGAGCAGCUGACAGAGAUAGAAGCAAAUACUUACACCUAACCACUGGACUGAAGUCAUGGUCCCCUGUGGUUGAAUUAGGGGAAGGAUUGAAGAAGCGGAAAGGGAGGGCUACCUUAUAGGAGGACCAGCAGUCUCAACUAACCCAGACCCCGGGGAGCUCCCAGAGACUGAGCCACCAACCAGGAGCAUACAGGGGCUGGGCCGAGGCCCCUGAUGCAUAUAUAGCAGAGGAACGCCUUGUCUGGCCUCAGUCGGAGAAGAUCAGCCUAAUCCUUGAGACUUGAGGCCCCAGGAAGUGGGAAGUCCUGGGGGGGUAAGGGACAGCACCCUCUUAGAGGCAAGAGGAAGUAAGGAAUGGAUUGAGGGAGGGGAGACAGGGACACAACAACUGGAAUGUAAAUAAAAUAAUUUAAAUUUUAAAAAGGCUUUAACAAAUGAAAAAUUAUUAUAAAUGUUGGUUUCACUUAAAAAUGUUUUCUUUAAGUCCAGACACCAGGAAUGGGAGAAGCUCCCAGGACCCAAUGGGGAUCAUUAGCCAAAGUACCCAACACCAGGGAAGCACCUGAAGAGACCACCACCAGUAGUAGAUAGACAUGGCACCUCAGUUGAGGAAAGUGUCACUCACCCACCCCAAAAUCUUUAACCCAGAAUUGUUCCUGUCUAAAGGAAACACAGGAACAAAAAUGGAGCACAGACUGAAGGAAAGACCAUCCAGAGAAUGCCUGACCUUAGGAUCCAUCCUAUCUGCAAAAACCCAAACACUAUUGCUGAUGCUAAGAAGUGCUUGCUGAUAGGAGCUUAGUAUGACUGUCCUCUGAAAGGCUCUGCCAGCAUCUGACUAGGACAGCCAACCAUUGGACUGAUCCCGGGGACCAGUUAGGGAAAGGGCUCAAGGAGCUGAAGGGGCUUGCAACCCCAUAGGAAGAACAACAAUAUCAACCAACCAGACCCCACCAGAGCUCCCAGGGACUAAACCACCAACUAAAGAGUAGACAUGGGGGUUGGGGAUUUAGCUCAGUGGUAGAGCACUUGCCUAGCAAGCGCAAGGCCCUGGGUUCAGUCCCCAGCUCCGGAAAAAAAAAAAGAAGAAAAAGAAAAAAUAAGAGUAGACAUGGAGGGACCCAUGGCUCCAGCCGCAUAUGUAGCAGAGGAUUGCAUUGUCUGACAUCAAUGGGAGGGGAGACCCUUGGUCUGUGGAGGCUCAAUGCCCCAGAGAAGGGGGAUGCUAGAGGGGUGAAGGGGAGUGGGUGAGUGGGUGGGAAAGCAGCCUCUUAGAGGCAAAGGGGAGGGGAUGAGGUGUGGAGUUUGUGGAGGGGAGACUGACAGGAAAGGGGGAUAGCACUUGAAAUGUAAACAAAUAAAAUGAUUAAUUAAAAAAGAAUCCACACAGCUGCUACUACCUGCACAGGGAUGCCUGGCAGAGAAGACUAGUGUGAGCAGGAAUGAGGGGCAGAUAAGAGCAGUAAUGGGAGUGGAUGUGCUUAUAAAUCAGUGUACUCACAAGGAACUGUCAAAAGAUUUUAUAUAAUAAUUUCACUUAGAAGUUUUAUGUCAUGUAUAGUUUAUUAUGAAUAUUAUAAAUUAUAAAUAUUAUAUAUAAAUAUAGUUUAUUAUAAAUUAAAAAAGUAAUUCAUGGUUUAUUUACAUUAAUUAAUUAACUACUUAUAGUUGGACAUUGACAGGAAGAAAAAUUUGACUCAAGGCUACUCCUUAAAAAAGUGAACUUGUCUUAGAGUUUAGAAGAUGCUUCAUCAAACAUUUAGUGUGUGGUAAUGUUCCAACACCAUUGAAAUCAGAGAAAUGAAAAGAGAAUAAAGACCUCUGAAUGAGUGUGCCAUGUGAUAGAAAAGGGGAGGGAGCUUUACUUGUAUCCCAGAGAGAGCAGCAGCAUGUAGAAUAUUUAAUAACCACUUCCCACACAGUUCUGUCCCACACUCUCUACUAUGACAGAUUGUUUAUAGGAAAUCUGUCUUAACUUCUUUUUUUUUUUGAGCUGGGGACCGAACCCAGGGCCUUGCGCUUGCUAGGCAAGUGCUCUACCACUGAGCCAAAUCCUCAACCCUCUUAACUUCUUUUUUAUUGCAUAUUUUAAUGUAUUUACAUUUUAAAUGUUAUCCCUCCCUCCCCUACCCUGUCCCAUCCCCUUCCCCUCCCCCUGCUUCUAUGAGGGUGCUCUCCCUCCCACCUAUGCACUCCCAUCUCACCACUCUAACCUCCCAUUCGGGUGGGGCAUUGAGCCUUGGCAGGACCAAGGGCUUCUCCUCCCAUUGGUGUCUAACAAGGCCACCCUUUGCUACAUAUGCAGCUGGAGCCAUGGGUCCCUCCAUGUGUGCUCUUUAGUUGGUGAUUUAGUCCGUGGGAGCUGGGGGGUUCUGGUUGAUUGAUAUUGUUCUUAUGGGGUUGCAAACCCCUUCAGCUCCUUCAGUUCUUUGUCUAACUCCUCCAUUGGGGUCCCUGUGCUGAGUCCAAUGGUUAGCUGCAAGCAUCUGCCUCUGUAUUUGUCAGGUUCUGUCAGAACCUCUCAGGAGACAUGCAUAUCAGGCUCCUGUCAGUAAGUACUUCUUGGCAUCAGCAAUAGUGACUGGGUUUGAUGGCUGCGUGUGGGAUGAGAUUUUUCUUUUCUCACAUUUACCUUUAAACUCAUAUGAUUUCUUUUUUAGAGUCAAUGUUUAUAUAAUGUUCAUAUGCUAAAUUGGGUUUCAGCAAGAUCCUUUUAUACUCAAUAUUAAAUAGAAUUUGCAAAUGGUAUUUUACAUGUACCUCUUUUUGCAUAUGUAUGUGUGCAUAUAUGUAGGUAUAAUGUAUGUGGAGUGUGGAGUGUGUGAGGGGUGUAUAUAAUCGCAUGUGCACGGGAAGGCCCAAAUCUGUUACAGAGCAUUGCAAAGUUGCUCUUCAGUUUACUGAAGCACUGUCUCACUGAACAGAGCUUAGUGCUUCUGGCUUCCAGCUCAGCCCAGGAAUCCCCUCCCUGCCUUUCAAGUUCUAAGAUUAUAGGCAACCAAAGUGACUGCUCAGGUUUCAACUAGGUCGUGGGAAUUCCAACUCUGUACUACAUGCUUGCUGAGCAAAUGCUUCAUUCUACUAACUUACCACCACAACCCUAAUUUUACAUGCAUUUUCAGUCUCCAAUAAGGAUACUUUCCCCCUCUCUAUUCUGAAUAUCUUCAAAAGUUUAGGCAGUCAGGAUUGAAAUCUUACUCCAGUUUUUGUAUGAGGAGUUUAAAAAAAAAUCUAUUCGCAGUCAGACUGUUCUGUCCAGUCAUGGCACUGCUCUGUCACUUGAUAUACCAUAUACAGUACAUGCAUAAUUACAGAUAUUCUUUCUCACUUGUCACCGAGUCAGGAGUUCACUUUAUUCCCUAGUGCAGGCUCAGCCCAUUCCUACUUGCUAUACUGGAGUCUAACUGAACCUUUCCACAUCAGUACAUUUACAUGGUAAGUGACCAAUAAUGGCCCCCAAGAGCUUUUGCUAGCUUAAUUGGCAAUUCCUGAAUUAAAUUUUAAUGUUUUGAGUUUAUUCUUAUAUUUAUUUUUUCACUUUCCCUAAUUCGUGGUCUUAUGACAUGCUAGUUUUCUUUCCUUUUCUUUCUUUUUUUUUUUGGAGCUGAGGACUGAACUCCUCAGGGCCUUGUGCUUGCUAGGCAAGUGCUCUACCACUGAGCUAAAUCCCCAACCCAACAUGCUAGUUUUCUAAACUGCGUUUUAAACGGUUUUUGAAAGUAGUAUAUAAGGGAAUGAGUGGAAUGAAAUCCAUUUUUUAAAUUUUCAAGUACUUCCAUCCCAAGUAGUGCUAAUGUCCAAAUGGUUCAUCCUUGUCCCUGGUGUUCAAGGCACGCUAAAAGCAAAGAAGCAAACAACCCCUGUUUGAAUGGGCAGAUGAAGUGCAAACAUAUAUAUUUUUCAGUUUUGUAUUAAUUGCGUGUGCGCCCAUAUGUGUGCAUAUGUAGACAGGAGGUCAGAGGACAACUUUUGGGGAUCCAUUCUAACAUUCACCAUUGUUAAAGCAGAGUCUGGUUUCUGAUGUGCAACAUACUCCAGGAUAGGUGGCCUGGGAGCUGCUAAAUUCUCAGGCCUCUGAAUCCCAUGUUGCUAUACAAAGGAUUACAGAUACCCGUUUCCACAUCUGACUUUUUACACGUGUUCUGUGAAUCAAACACAGGUUGUUGGCUUCCACUACAAGCCCUUUUACCAGUCAAGCCAUCCCCCUAGC